UUCUCUUCAAAUUAAAAAAAAGAAGAGAAUUCACAAAAAAAGAAAAGAAAAAAACACUUCUGAAACUCUCCGUUCUCUCUCUCGAUCACAAUCGAGAGCCCUCCCUUUUCCCUCUCUUCCUUCCGAGCUUCGAUCUCUCUCUUCCCCUUUUCGAAACCCUUGUUUAAAACCCUCACUCGUUAACCCUAACUCACUGAGUCCGAAUCCCUUUCCUCCCAACUCCGAUAAUUAUCGCUUUUCUACCGAUAUUAUCGAUUAAUUGAGCUUAUUACGGUAUAUUUAUCACGACUCUCAAGAAGCUUUUGGGUGGUGCCACGGAUACGAGGAUAGGGUAUAUUUGGUGGAUUCUUAAAGCUUGGGGCAGUGCCGAUCUGGAGGAUAAAAGUUAUAAAGUCAAUGAGAUGAAAUGAGAGGUUUUUUUUUCCCUUCCGAGAUGAAUAUGCAACAAGUUGUGCUGCCAAAAUCUUCUGCUAAUGGAUUUGGCCGUCGAAGAGUUGAUAGAGAGGUUGGGGCUAGGUUGGAGAAUAAGGGGCAGUCUGGAAAAUCCAAUCAAGGAAGAAUGCAAACUACAGGUGCACUGGCUGGCGGGAAGACUGGUGGUUAUGAGAGUUCUUGCCGUGAUCGGUUAGUUUAUCUGACAACAUGUCUUAUUGGGCAUCCGGUGGAAGUCCAUGUGAAAAGUGGAUCAAUAUACACUGGAAUAUUUCAUGCAACUGAUGCAGAAAAAGAUUUUGGAAUCAUCUUGAAAAUGGCUCGCUUGGUAAAAGAUGGUACUUUGCGAGGACAGAAGGCUAUUGCAGAGUUUGUUAGCAAGGCACCCUCAAAGAUUUUAAUUAUACCAGCCAAAGAACUUGUGCAAGUUAUAGCAAAGGAUGUGGCUGUAACCAGGGAUGGAUUUGCAAGUGAGCUCCAACCUGAAAAACAUCUGGAAAUUUUGAUAGAUUCUGCGAUAUCACAAUCCCGUCAUGUUGAGGUGGAGAGGGAGUUGGAGCGUUGGGUUCCUGACGAAGAUGAUCCACAGUGUCCUGAACUAGAAAAUAUUUUUGACGGUCCAUGGAAUAGGAACUGGAAUCAGUUUGAAACCAAUCAAAAGCUAUUUGGUGUAAAAAGUACUUUUAAUGAGGAACUUUACACAACAAAACUUGAGAGAGGUCCUCAAAUGAGAGAGUUGGAGAAGGAAGCAAUGAGAAUAGCAAGAGAGAUUGAGGGUGAGGAGACUCAGGACCUUCAUUUAGCAGAGGAGAGAGGCUUUCAUCUUCAUGAUAAUUUUGAUAUUGAUGAGGAGAUGAGGUUCUCCUCAGUCUACAGGGGUAGAGGGGUUGAUGAUAGUGGUUAUGAGGAAGACGAGGACAUAAUGUUGGAUUCCCACAACAGUGAGACCUUCGGAGAUUCUUCUGGUUCUGUCAGUAAAAGGCCUGCUGAUUUGACCAGUUUGCAAAGCAUUGAUGGAGCUCGAGUGUCAUCAAGCCCUUUCUUAAUGGAUGAGGCGCCAUCUUCUCAAGCAGCCAUUGGCACAGAUUUGAACCACUCAGGCUUUAAUGAUCAGGCCAGACAGCUGGCCUCUGAACUUCCUUCUAAAAGUUUCUCCGUCUCUGGCAGUGAAAGCAGGAUCCAAGACAAUUUGCUUGGUGAACUUGGAGGAAGCAGUAAUGCUAAAGAGUUUGCUGAAAAGCAGUCUCCAUCUGAGGACCUGCAAUUGUCAAACUCUAUCGAUUCUCAGUCAUUAUUGAAUGACAAGAUUGAUGAGUCUGAUAAAGGGGGGACAUCUGCAAAUCCUACUACUCAUGCUCCAUCUAAUUCUUUGUCAAAGUUUAGUGAAAAACCAAGUUCUUCUGGUGAACUCUCAGAGGGUCCAGCUUCUAGCAAAAUAGCUGGUGAAAUACAAUCUGUAAACUCCCGUGGACGACCUAGUAGUUCUACAUCAUCAAAUUCAGAUUAUGUUGGUGCUGUAUCAGCAUCUAGUGGCCCUGGCUUAUCACCAACUUCAUCAAUGGGGUCAUUAGCCUCUGAGAAGUCAACACUGAAUCCCCAUGCAAAGGAAUUCAAACUCAACCCUAAUGCAAAGAGUUUCACACCAUCUCAAUCGCCUGUGAGGCCUCCAUCCCCAGUGUCUGAUGGUUCCUUCUACUAUCCAACGCAAAUGUCUCCUGUACCACAUAUGCACAUGCCUGUUAGUUUUGGGAUUGGACCUUCCUUUCCUGGGCACCAGCAUGUUAUAUUCAAUCCACAGGUGGCACCAAUACAAUCACCGCAAGCAUAUUUCCAUCCAAAUGGACCUCAGUAUGGGCAGCAGAUGCUUCUUGGGCAACGGCAACUGGUGUACUAUCAACCUAAUUCUGUUGAUAAGAAUUUUUGUGAAACUUUUUGUCAACUGAGUGCAAGACUUCGUCUCUUUCCUGAGGAGGGUGAAUACCGAAAUGCAAUUCAAAGGACGGGAAUAUUAACCAGUUAGUUUGCUGACAGCAUUCUUGGGAGCUCUGCUCUGCUCGAAAAGAAUAAACUUUUGAGAGACUGCUUGGAUCAAUUUUCUCAAAACAAAGCCUAGCGGUCCAAGAAAGAUCCUAUAGGUCUUGAUCGCCCCAUGUUCCAGGGAAUGUUUACUCAUGGUGGGAGAUAAAUUUUAUAACCUUGUAUGCUUCAUUCACAUCAUGACUUUGGAUUUCUAGCUUUUCUUAACUAACCUGUACUUUUCCUGAUUGGUUGUUUUAAUAUUGAUAGUUUUGGAUCAAUUUGUGGUGCAAAAAUAGUAUUGCCAUCAAUAUUAUUUUCCAUUUAUUUUA
Molecule: messenger RNA, 2780 nt
Organism: Theobroma cacao (cacao)
Lineage: Eukaryota; Viridiplantae; Streptophyta; Magnoliopsida; Malvales; Malvaceae
Source: RefSeq, a predicted model, not a curated record